This is a messenger RNA of Amphimedon queenslandica, 1120 nucleotides long. Its product is annotated as GPI-anchor transamidase-like. The record is from RefSeq and is a predicted model, not a curated record. Gene Ontology annotation, biological process: proteolysis; attachment of GPI anchor to protein. Bases 16 to 1047 code for a protein of 343 amino acids. Gene Ontology annotation, molecular function: GPI-anchor transamidase activity. NCBI's taxonomy places the organism in Eukaryota, Metazoa, Porifera, Demospongiae, Haplosclerida, Niphatidae. Gene Ontology annotation, cellular component: GPI-anchor transamidase complex. The transcript is spliced from 11 exons.
GUUAUUACAGAAAAAAUGGCGAAUUUGUGGUAUAUCUGUCUCUUGUUUUUCCUCGCUAGAAACUCCUUAGUUCUCUCAAUUAGCAGUCACACUAACAACUGGGCCGUCCUUGUAGGGUCGUCUCGAUAUUGGUUUAAUUACAGACAUGAGUCAAACGUUCUCUCCAUUUAUCAUAGCGUUAAAAGACUUGGCAUACCAGACAGUAAUAUAAUACUUAUGCUGGCUGAUGAUAUGGCCUGUGAUCCAAGAAAUCCAAGACCUGCCACCAUAUUCAAUGACGUCAAUCAGCAGAUUAAUGUCUAUGGCGACGAUAUUGAAGUGGAUUACAGGGGAUAUGAAGUGACGGUAGAAAAUUUUGUACGGGUACUGACUGGCAGGUUAGAUAAAGCAGUUUCGCAAUCGAAACGUUUACUGACUAAUGAAAGAAGCAAUGUGCUAGUGUAUAUGACAGGUCACGGAGGAGAUGGUUUUUUAAAGUUUCAAGACCACGAGGAGAUCUCAAAUGCCGAGCUGGCAGACAUAUUCCAGCAAAUGUGGCAAAAGAGAAGGUACAAUGAGUUGUUGUUUAUCAUUGACACUUGCCAUGCAGAGUCAAUGUCAAGUCUAUUCUAUUCUCCUAACAUCAUUGGAGUAGGCAGCAGCCUUGUAACUGAAGAAUCCUUCUCACAUCAUUUGGAUGACACUAUUGGUGUCCAUAUCAUUGACAGGUGGACUUAUUUUGCUCUUGCUUUUCUAGAAAAGCUUAAGCCAGGGAGCAAGGCAACCCUUAACAGUAUGUUUGAUUAUUUGGCUCGUCAAAAAGUUGAGUCUACUCCUUACAUUAGAACUGAUCUAUUUCGUAGGAACUUUAGCGAAGUUCUAGUAACAGAUUUCUUUGGUAGUGUGAGGAAAAUUGAACUUAUGAGCACUUCAGAUUCAUUGCCAUUACCUCCACCACAUCAAAGGAAUGAUAUAGAGGAUGUAGUAAUAGAUGAUGGAGAGAAAUCAAUGAGAACCAAUCAGUUCUCUCCUCCUUUGUCUCCUGAAGAUAUGAUCAAACCAACUUGACAUUUUUUAUAAAAUUAUUUUGUCACUGAUUUUUAUCACUAUACAAUUUGAUGAAACCAUUCAACAGCUAUAA